AUGUAUGAACAUCAAUACGAUGAUACUGGAUUACCAACAUCUUAUCUUUUAUUAACGUUUCUAUCAAUUAUAUUUGUGUAUUUGCUUUAUAAAACAAUAAUUAAAUCACGUAGAUACAGAUGUAGGAUUAAGAAUUGUCACUGUGAACAAGAAAGUACAUUAAAUAUAUAUUCUAUUCUGUUGGUUGGAUGUACAGGAGUGAUUUUUAUAUUAUUAAGAAAUAUUUACACUAUAAAUAUGAAGAGCUUAGUAAGUGGAUACAAUCCUUAUGCUGUUUUGGGUGUUGAAGAUAACACUGAUUUAAGUUUAGUUAAGAAAAGUUAUAAGAAGUUAAAAAGACAAAUAUCAAAACAAAAGAAGAAACUUCAAAAGAAAGGUGAAGAGUCAGCAUUUGAAGAUUUAGAAGAGAAGAUGAUUGAACUUAAUAAAGCAUUUGGAUUUAUUAGUAAACCAGAAACUUACCAUGAAUGGAUUAGUAAACAAUCUCAAAAAGAAACUUUAAUGGCCAUUCCUAAGUACUUGUUAGAAUAUUCAAAACUCUUAUUGUUAUUUUAUUCACUUCUACUGUGUGUUGGUGUUUGGUUAAUAAUUAAGUUUUUUGAAAAAACAAGAUUAGUUAAUCAAUCAAAAGUUUAUUUUAGUACUUUAGAAAGUUUCCUUAAAAGUAUAAAUAAUAUUGAAAGUAAUUUUAUAGGAGUAGUUCAAAUAUUAUCAUUAAUAUCCAGAAGUGAUGAUUUAAUUGAAUAUAAUGUUAACAUUGAUAUUGAUAAAGUUAUUAAUUAUAUAGAAACUACCUAUAAUGAGCCUGUAAUUGAGAAGACAAAGUCUUACUGUGCAAUUAUUGAUUUUCUGACUCGAUCGUCUUUUAAUGAAAAUUUAAAAAGUAAAAAAUUUAUACAAAGUAAAGCUAUUGACAUCUUGAGAGACUAUCAAAAAAUUGCUAUUUUUGAAAGACCUGAGUUAUAUAAUAUGUUAUAUAAUAUUGAAAGAAUGUUUAUUCAAAGAGUCUUUCAUCCUCAUGAUUAUUUUUCUCAAUUUCCUUUUAUAAAAUCAGAUCUAAAUCUUCAUAAUGAUUUAAAUAUCACUAACAAGUAUAAUGAGAUCAUUAGAGAUUCUGAAUUUUCUAAGUUUAUUGAUAAUUCAGAUAAGUUAAAAUCUAUAAUGAAAAUUUAUAAAGAAAUACCUCAAUUAAAAAUAAUAGAUUUAGUGGCUUAUACAGUUGAACCAGAAAAUAAGUGUAUAAAAGACAAGAGUUUUAUGCUUAAUGCUAAUUCUAAUUGUUAUGUAGCAUUUAAUGUUAUAAACACAAAUAAAGUUGAUAUUAGUGAAUAUGUUCAUGCUCCAUAUUUAGAAAUUAAAAACGGAUUUAAAGUUUUUUAUACAAUUAACAAUCAGAUUCAAAAUGAGUCAUUUGAAUUUAAUACUAUUCCUUCUAUUGUUAAAUUCCCUGUUAAUUCUCAUAGAUUAGGCUUAACUAGUAUAAAAGUAUUUGUUUUGUUAAAAGGUUAUAUUGGAUUUGAUAUUUCUAAAUCAAUUCAAGUAAAAUAUUUUUCUAAUAACAUAAAUAAAGCUUAA
Molecule: messenger RNA, 1575 nt
Organism: Hepatospora eriocheir
Lineage: Eukaryota; Fungi; Microsporidia; Hepatosporidae
Source: the annotation of a GenBank genome assembly